AUGCAGCGACAAAUGAUGCGGCAGAGUGGCGUGCACGAUGCCGCGUUUUCGCAUGUGAGUAAGGAGCUUCCAAGUGGUGCAGGCGGAAACCAGACGAUGAGCAGUGCGAAGCACGAUGAUCUACACGAAAUGCUUUGUGCUCGACCACACGAGUGCAAGUAG
This is a messenger RNA of Peronospora matthiolae, 162 nucleotides long. The record is from the annotation of a GenBank genome assembly. Lineage: Eukaryota; Oomycota; Peronosporomycetes; Peronosporales; Peronosporaceae.